This is a messenger RNA of Amoebophrya sp. A25, 1176 nucleotides long. The record is from the annotation of a GenBank genome assembly. Lineage: Eukaryota; Dinophyceae; Syndiniales; Amoebophryaceae.
GGAGUCCGAAUCUUUUUCAAGAGGACGAAGUCGAAGAUGGCGUGACUCUUAUGAUGAGGAGAAAGAUCACGACGUACAUCUACGUCUACACGUGUUAGUACCAGAGUCACAAGCAGCAGUGAGCUCUACUUUCUGAUCAAAAUAAGCGAUGAAGGGACUCCUGCUUCUCUCGGUUCUGGCGUGGGUGCUGCCAUCGCUCGCUAUUGGGUUUCGCUUUGGUUCCACAUCCACAGACGAACCAUUCGACACUCGGAAUUCAUGCUGGCGAUACUACGAUAAAACACACGAAGUGUGUGUGGAGCAUCCAGGGGACCUGUGUCGGCAGCAUUUUUGUGGACCCAUAUUUCGUGCGACAGGUAUUGACCUUGGACUCCUUUUUUUUCUGCACAACCUGGUCUUGAACAUAAUGGCCCGACCAUGAUCUCCAUCAACCUCCACAUUUCUAAUCAUCUAUUAUCUCGAUCUCCUAAAAUCUUCUGCAUGAUCUACAUUACAGAAGUUUUUACGACUAAAGAUCUCAUCAACAACUAAAUCACGACAUCAAACCCUCUGAUCUUACAGCUGCAAACUGCGGUGGCAAAGAUGACAGUGAUUGGGGCCGCGAGUGGGCCAGUCUGCAGGCACGGAUGAAAGUCGUAUGCGGAAACGAGGAUCCAAGGCACGCUGGGAAAGAUAUCGAGGCAUCUACGGACGAGAAAUACCAGGAUUCUCAUAUGCUGGAUAAGCCGUUUGCACCGUGCGAAGGCAGCUAAGAAGAAAUGGUGAACCGGAUGAAUUUGAAUACUGUAUUUUGUGCACUGACCGCGAGAUCAAACAAGCUUACCAACACAGACAGGAAUACUCUAAAUUUCGUCGUGCAAAGAGGACAAGAAUACAUUCACAAACAUUAUAGACGAAGAUGUCGAGAAGUAAAUGAUCUUUCUUUUUUCCAAUUUUUCACGCAACAUGAAGUUCAAGUUGUAGUACACCAUAAAAAGUACACAUCAUAUGUAUAGGACAUGCAGCACCACAUGGAUCACUAUGCGUGAUGCUUAGCAUGCACGCUUGAAGAUUUUCGUGAAACUGAAUUUUGAGUAGAAUGACAACAUCCUCUGUGGAACUAGAGUCAGCGCUCAGGUCCACUAUAAAAAAAAAGCCAAAGCUAGUACUAGCGGAAACUACCAUGAGCGAAAGCAG